AUGGCGUAGGAGCACUCGGAGAUGUUUUUGAGGCACGGGCGACGCCCGCCCCCACACUCGGCGGUGUCGGCCUGUGAGGCUCUUCAAGCAACCUAGGGAUUGUGCCAGGUUCGGGACGGCGCUACAGCGCCGAAAAGCCGCGCCGAUGUUGCGUAAGAGCCGGGUCGUUUUCCUUCAGAACCUACAAUGCCAACGGUUGUGGCUAUGCUACUCUCUUUUCGUUCCUUUACGCCCUUCAGCACGCUAAGAACCCCACCCAUGGGCUGAGGUAUAAGAUGCCGGGGGUUGACCGUGCCACAGAGCACCAUAAGCAUCCAAAUCCUCAUUCACGUUCGGGCAGCUGGAUACAGCAAUCGGCCUAUCUCACAGAUUCAAUCAUCGCACUCACCUCUGUUUGAAACGUCUCAAAUCAACACAAGAUGUCCCACGCACUCUCACAAAAGGCGCUCCCCAAACAAGCCGAAGCCCUUCUAAGCGGUCGAGCAAAAGUCACAACCUACGAAUCCACCGGCGGCAAGACAACCGCCAAGUUCGCACAGCACAACCUCUCCCUCAUCCCGCCGAUCCCCGCCGGCUCCAUCAUCCACGACAAUUGCACUGGCUCGGGCACCGUCUCGCGGCUCAUCCUCCAACAGCAGCCCGACGUCAAAAUCUAUGCCACAGAUAUCGACCAGCCCUUCCUAGACGUGCUCUCCGAAGACGCCGCACGGAAUUCUUGGCCCGUCGAGGCCUCCAACCAGCGCUCGGAGAAAACGAAUUUCGCCGACGCGUUCUUCGACUACGACAUCACCAACAUCGGUGUCAUCUUCUGGACAGGCGGAGGCGCGGAUGGCGUAAAAGAAGUCUAUAGGACGCUCAAGCCCGGUGGGACCGCGCUGAUCAACUGUUGGCAGUCCAUCACAUGGAUGCUGCCCAUUUUCCUGGUGCACAAGCAGUUCCGCGGAGAUGCGGCGUUCCCUGCGCCGCCGGUCAACUGGACGGAUGGACAGCAGCUUCGGAGAGUUAUCUUGGAGGCGGGCUUUACGGAGGAGAAGCUGAGGCUAGAGCGUCAGGAGGUGCAGAGUGUGGUCCCCGCAGGCGAAUUCAGAGAGUGGGUGGAGAAGACGUGGGCAUACCUUGCGGGGAUUGGCGGGUGGCACGAGGUGGAUGCGGAGAAGUGGGAUGAGGAGGUUGAUCGCUUGGCGGAGGUGCUCAAGCAGCAGCCUGGGACGACAGUCGAGGGCGGAAAUGUUAGUAUGAAGGCGAGUCAGUGGAUUGCAGUCGUGGAAAAAUAGACGUCGGCCAUGAGCAGACUCGGUUAAUGAACAGAUAUGAACCUUGG
Molecule: messenger RNA, 1321 nt
Organism: Paraphaeosphaeria sporulosa
Lineage: Eukaryota; Fungi; Ascomycota; Dothideomycetes; Pleosporales; Didymosphaeriaceae
Product: S-adenosyl-L-methionine-dependent methyltransferase
Exons: 1
Coding region: 420-1274 (284 amino acids)
Source: RefSeq, a predicted model, not a curated record